AUGAAAUCUACCAUUGUGGAAGAAGGCCAGGGAUGUGUGCGGGACAAUUGCAAUGACAGUGUUGUUCUUCAGGUAGAACACACAGAUAAUGAUAUUAUUGUUGAUGAGGUAGAUGACAUAGGCAAUGAUAGUGUUGUUCAUGACGUAGGAGGUAGAGGGGAUGACAAUGUUGUUAAUGAAAUNUGA
Ilex paraguariensis (yerba mate) is the source of this 186-nucleotide messenger RNA. The record is from the annotation of a GenBank genome assembly. Lineage: Eukaryota; Viridiplantae; Streptophyta; Magnoliopsida; Aquifoliales; Aquifoliaceae.